Perognathus longimembris pacificus (Pacific pocket mouse) is the source of this 1541-nucleotide messenger RNA. Its product is annotated as cytochrome P450 2A4-like. The transcript is spliced from 9 exons. Gene Ontology annotation, biological process: coumarin metabolic process; xenobiotic metabolic process. Bases 1 to 1476 code for a protein of 491 amino acids. Gene Ontology annotation, molecular function: heme binding; oxidoreductase activity, acting on paired donors, with incorporation or reduction of molecular oxygen, reduced flavin or flavoprotein as one donor, and incorporation of one atom of oxygen; iron ion binding. The record is from RefSeq and is a predicted model, not a curated record. Gene Ontology annotation, cellular component: cytoplasm; intracellular membrane-bounded organelle. Lineage: Eukaryota; Metazoa; Chordata; Mammalia; Rodentia; Heteromyidae.
AUGCUGGCCUCAGUCAUGCUCCUGGCCCUGGCCGUCCUGAGCGCCCUGAUGCUGAUGUCUGUCUGGAAUCAGAAGUUCUGGAGGAAGAUGCCUCCUGGCCCCAUCCCACUGCCCCUCAUUGGGAAUUACCUCCAGCUGGAUGCAGGAGACAUGUACAAUGCCCUUAUGAAGAUGAGCGAGCACUAUGGCCCCGUGUUCUUGGUCCACCUGGGGCUCCGCCGGAUCGUGGUGCUGUGUGGGUAUCACACUGUGAAGGAGGCCCUGGUCGACCAGGCCGAGGAGUUCAGUGGGCGAGGCCAGCAGGCCACCUUCAACACGCUCUUCGACGACUAUGGCCUGGCGCUGAGCAAUGGGGAGCGUGCCAAGCAGAUGCGGCGCUUCGCCAUCACCACGCUGCGGGACUUCGGCGUGGGCAAGCGCGGCAUCGAGGAGCGCAUCCAGGAAGAGGCGAGCUUCCUCAUCAAGAGGCUGAGGGGUACCAAUGGUGCCUUCAUUGACCCCACCUUCUACCUGAGCCAAACUGUCUCCAAUGUCAUCAGCUCCGUGGUGUUCGGGGACCGCUUCGACUAUGAGGACGAAGAGUUACGGUCGCUGCUGAAGAUGAUGAUGACGAUCAACGCAUUUGCAGCUUCACCUAUGGGCCAGAUCUAUGAUAUGUUCUAUUCCAUCAUGAAAUACUUUCCAGGACCACAGAGAAAGAUCUCUAAAAGCAUUCAGGGGCUGGAGGAAUUCAUCACCAAGAAGGUGGAGCAGAACCAACGCACCCUGGAUCCCAACUCCCCUCGAGACUUCAUCGACUCCUUCCUCAUCCACAUGCUGGAGAAGAAGAAAAACCCCAACACAGAGUUCUGCAUGAAGAACCUCGUGAUGUCAGCCCUGAGUCUCUUCUUUGCAGGCUCAGAAACCACCAGCUCCACACUCCGUUAUGGCUUCCUGCUGCUUCUGAAACAUCCAGAGGUGGAGGCCAAGGUCCAUGAGGAGAUUGACCUGGUGAUCGGAAGGAACCGGCAGCCCCAGUUCGAGGACCGCCACAAGAUGCCCUACACGGAGGCGGUGAUCUACGAAAUCCAGAGAUUCGCCAACUUUGCCCCCAUGGGCAUUCCUCGCAGGGUCACCAAGGACACCCGAUUUCGGGGCUUCUUCCUCCCUAAGGGUACUGAAGUGUUCCCCAUGCUGGGCUCUGUGCUGAAUGACCCCAAGUUCUUCCCCAACCCUGGAGAUUUCAAUCCUCAACACUUCCUGGAUGACAAGGGACAGUUUAAGAAGAGUGACGCUUUUGUCCCCUUUUCCAUCGGGAAGCGGUACUGCUUGGGAGAGGGCCUGGCUAAAAUGGAGCUCUUUCUCCUCUUCACCACCAUCUUGCAGAACUUCCGCUUCAAGUCCCCAAAGGCUCCCCAGGACAUCAAAGUGUCCCCUGAUUCCCUCGGCUUUACCAGAAUCCUACCAAAAUACACCUUGAGUUUUCUGCCUCUCUGAGCCCCCCAAGGCUGGGCCAGGGAAGGAAGAGUGGGUGAGGCUGGGGGGAAAUGGAGGGGCAGGAA